CAGUGUAUAAAUGAUAGCUUCUGUCUGCCCACAGCAUUGAGUGUCAAGAAGAUGAGAAUGCAGAAGAUCUCAAACAUGCAGAUACCCCUGUUGGUGCUGGGGCUGCUCAGCCUGACUCUACUUGCAUCUGCCCAGGAUGGAAGAUAUGAGGACGUGGUAAAAAGUUUCAUCAGGGAAUACAACGGGAAGUCAGGAACUGAAAACCUCUUUCGACUCUCCAUCCUGAAUCUGGCACCUGGGGAAAACGAUGAUCCUGCUGCUCCUCGACCUCUGAGCUUUACCAUUGCUGAGACCGUGUGCCUCAAUGCUCAAAAUCGCAAUCCAGAUGAAUGUGACUUCCGGGAAAAUGGGUUGGUGAAAGAAUGCGUUGGAACCAUUGCUCUGGAUUCUACCCAGAACUCCGUUGAUAUUUCCUGUGAUGGGCCUGAAAAGAUCAAGAGAAUUGGGCUGAUAAGACUGAUUGGAAAAAUCUUGAGGGGACUCAGAAGACUUGGCUAGGAGGUGAGACUCCUAUGGAAGACUGAGUCUCAGAUUUUGUUUUAAGGCCUGCACUCUGCCUUGGCCUCUUCAAAUGAAUAAACUCCAGUUUUAUUCUUUCUGCA
This is a messenger RNA of Sarcophilus harrisii (Tasmanian devil), 602 nucleotides long. Its product is annotated as cathelin. Gene Ontology annotation, molecular function: lipopolysaccharide binding. Gene Ontology annotation, biological process: defense response to Gram-negative bacterium; defense response to Gram-positive bacterium; innate immune response. The transcript is spliced from 5 exons. The record is from RefSeq and is a predicted model, not a curated record. Gene Ontology annotation, cellular component: extracellular region. Lineage: Eukaryota; Metazoa; Chordata; Mammalia; Dasyuromorphia; Dasyuridae. The coding region runs from base 52 to 498 and encodes 148 amino acids.